AUGGCAACUUUCAACUACUUCGCAUACCGUCACCAGCCUCUCAAGACAUUGUUCUUGCUCUAUACAGGCGUCUCUCUCUUUGUGCGCAUCCCGUUCUGGAUCACCACAAAUCUUCUUCCGUCGUGGCGCCCUCGACGCUCGUGGACAUUGUCGCGCACACUUAUCGUCAACCUCUUGCGCGUUGUUUCUGAUACUAUCUUCAAGACGUCCGUCAGCAUCUUCUCCAUCGACCCCAAGCUGCUCGAGCAGCCGCUCGCGGCGGAGGCUGGUCUUGUCUGGGUUGACCCGACUCCCGAUUUGAUAUUGGGUGAAAUCAAGGAUGCUGCAGAUCUGAACGGGGUCACUUCUACCAAGGUAGCCGGCUUUUGGUACGGGGAGAGGGGACUAGAUGGUGUCGUGGGACAAAAAGCCGAUCCAGACGAAAAGGUAAUAUACGAGUUGCACGGUGGUGGAUUCGUGACUGGAAAUGCGUCACCGAAGGGGAACUCUGCCUACUUUUGCAAUCAGAUGCUCCAGUUUUGCGACGGGUAUCAUCGCAUUUUCCAGGUCGAAUAUCGGUUAAGCCAGGGCCUUCCUCUACCUCCAAAGAAUCCAUUCCCCGCCGCUUUGAUUGAUGCGAUAGCAGGCUACAAUUAUCUUGUUAACGUGGUUGGCUACAAACCAUGCAAUAUACUCGUGAUGGGCGAGUCAUCAGGUGGAAACCUGGCCUUGGCCCUCGUCCGUUAUUUGGUCAACUAUGCGAUCCCUUCUCUACCCCCUCCCCAUGCACAAUUUCUCCUGUCUCCCACUCUCGAUUGGGGCUGCACGCACGUCGGACCGGGCUCGGCGAUGGAACGAAACUGCAAUUCUGACCUCAUCUAUGCAUUCGUGGGCAGUUACACCACUCGAGCUCUAUUGGGAUCUCUUCCUGAAACAGAUGCAUAUGCGAAUGUCUGGAUAUCUCCCGGAAGUGGUCGCCUUCCUUCCGCAAAGGGCCGAUUCGCCGGACUACCUCAGACUCUGAUUAUUGCGGGAGAUGCUGAAAUGACGCUGGAUGGUAUGAGGAUGCUACGAGACCGCAUGAUUGCAGAUAAUGGGAAUGAUAUAGUAACAUAUAUCGAGCUACCAGAUGCGACACACUGCUCGCUGUCUUCGCAGUGGCAUAUGCCCGAGAGUAUCGAAGGUUACAGCUUAGUUGCUAACUGGUUGCAGGGCACCAAUUCUGUGAUGUAA
Molecule: messenger RNA, 1212 nt
Organism: Fibroporia radiculosa
Lineage: Eukaryota; Fungi; Basidiomycota; Agaricomycetes; Polyporales; Fibroporiaceae
Exons: 3
Coding region: 1-1212 (403 amino acids)
Molecular function (GO): hydrolase activity
Source: RefSeq, a predicted model, not a curated record